AUGGAUAUCUCAAAACCUAUCGCGUUCUGCGAGCACCUCCAACUGUCUGCUAUUGGCGUGCAGCCCGCCUCUAUCUCAUUCCAGACCUUAACGCUUGAAUCCGACCACUUUAUUUGUGUACGAGAAAAAGUUGGAGAGCAGAAUCAAGUUGUUAUCGUCGACCUUGCAGAUGCCAACAAUGUACUACGCAGACCAAUCACUGCCGACUCCGCUAUCAUGCACCCUCACCAGAAGAUCCUGGCAUUAAAAGCGGGUCGGACAUUGCAGAUAUUCAAUCUCGAGACCAAGCAGAAGGUCAAAUCGCAUGUCAACAACGAAGACAUUGUCUUCUGGAAGUGGAUCUCGGAUUCGACCAUUGGUAUGGUCACCGACAACGCUGUAUACCACUGGUCGAUGUCAGAUGCAACAUCACCACCGCAGAAGAUCUUUGACCGACAUGCGACACUUGUCGGGGCGCAAAUCAUCAACUACCGUGCGUCGGCGGACGAGAAGUGGCUUGUGCUGGUUGGUAUCUCAGGGAACACGACGAAUCCAUCCGCCUUCAAGGUGAAGGGUUCUAUUCAACUUUAUAGCAAGGAGCGGGGCGUGAGCCAACCGAUUGAAGGACAUGCCGCUGCAUUUGCCGAAGUGAAGCUGGAUGGUCAUCAGAAGCCGACCAAGCUCUUCACGUUCUCUGUACGAACAGCGACUGGCGCGAAGCUGCACGUCGUGGAGAUUGACCACCAAGCACCAGAUCCGCCCUUCACCAAGAAGGCGGUUGACGUGUAUUUCCCGCCUGAGGCUACGAACGACUUCCCAGUUGCUAUGCAGGUGUCGAAGAAGCAUGGGAUCGUCUACCUGGUGACGAAGUAUGGAUUCAUUCACCUCUACGACCUGGAGUCGGGCGCGUGCAUCUACAUGAACCGUAUCUCAGGUGAAACGAUCUUUGUCACAUCCGAGCAUGAAGCAACCAACGGUAUCAUCGGUGUCAACAAGAAGGGCCAGGUGCUCAGUGUCAACGUCGACGAGCAGACCGUCAUUCCGUAUAUCCUCACCACGCUAAACAAUACGGAGCUUGCAUUCAAGCUCGCUAGCCGAGCGGAUCUGCCUGGUGCGGAUGACCUGUACAUUAGGCAAUAUCAACAGCUGUUCCAGAGCGGACAGUUUAGCGAAGCUGCUAAGAUUGCGGCCAAUUCACCUCGAGGAAUUCUGCGAACAGCACAAAUCAUCGAAUCUUUCAAGCAGGCGCCUGCACCGCCAGGUGGCCUGUCGCCAAUUCUCCAAUACUUUGGCAUCCUUCUCGAGAAGGGGGAGCUUAACCAUCUCGAGUCUGUCGAGCUCGCGCGUCCCGUCCUUCAGCAGGGCAGGAAACAACUGCUGGAGAAGUGGCUGAAGGAGAACAAGUUGACAUGCAGCGAGGAGCUCGGUGAUAUUGUCCGGCUGCACGAUAUGACCCUCGCUCUCAGCGUCUACCUGAGAGCGAACGUACCAAACAAAGUAAUUGCAUGCUUUGCGGAGACGGGUCAAACGGACAAGAUCGUGCUCUAUUGCAAGAAGGUCGGAUACACUCCAGAUUUCGUCGGGCUAUUGCAGCAUGUUAUGCGUACAAAUCCGGAAAAGGGUGCAGAGUUUGCUAUGCAACUUGCGAACGAUGAGAGCGGUCCUCUCGUUGAUGUCGAGCGGGUGGUGGAUAUUUUCAUGUCUCAAAACAUGAUCCAGCCGGCGACGUCAUUCCUGUUGGAUGCCCUCAAAGAUAACAAGCCCGAACAGGGUCCUCUCCAGACGCGUCUCCUAGAGAUGAAUCUCGUUCAUGCUCCUCAAGUCGCUGAUGCUAUUCUCGGGAAUGAAAUGUUCACUCACUAUGACCGACCUCGGAUAGCGAACCUGUGUGAGAAGGCUGGAUUGCUUCAGCGAGCGCUGGAGCAUUAUGAAGACCUCGCGGAUAUCAAGCGUGUCAUUGUACACUCAAGCGCAUUGCCUCCAGAUUGGAUAGUCAACUACUUCAGUCGUCUCACCACUGAGCAAUCUAUGGCCAGCAUGGAGGAAAUGCUUCGCGUGAACAUCCGACAGAACCUCCAAGUCGUUAUUCAAAUCGCAACCAAGUAUUCCGACAUCCUUGGUCCCGUCAAAUUGAUUGAGAUGUUUGAGUCGUUCAAGACUUUCGAGGGUCUUUACUACUACCUCGGUUCGAUCGUCAACCUGAGCCAAGAUCCCGAGGUGCACUUCAAGUACAUUCAGGCUGCCACCCGCACUGGUCAGAUCCGUGAAGUUGAGCGUAUUUGCAGAGAGAGCAACUUUUACAACCCUGAGAAGGUCAAGAACUUCCUCAAGGAGGCAAAACUCGCAGACCAACUUCCGCUUAUUAUUGUUUGCGAUCGCUUCGACUUUGUGCACGACCUCGUUCUCUACUUGUACCAGAACGGGCUGACCAACUUCAUUGAGGUCUACGUUCAGCGCGUUAACUCUGUCCGUACACCACAGGUCAUUGGUGGCCUUCUCGAUGUCGAUUGCGACGAGUCCACUAUCAAGUCUCUGUUAGCAUCGGUUCCUGGUAACUUUCCUAUCGACGAGCUCGUCAACGAGGUCGAGACUAGGAACCGUUUGAAGUUAAUCCUCCCUUGGCUCGAGGCGCGUGUGCAGCAAGGAAGUCAAGAUUCUGCUAUCUACAACGCUCUGGCGAAGAUUUAUAUUGACUCGAAUAACAACCCAGAAUCAUUCCUGAAAGAGAACAACCUCUACGAGCCGCUGGUAGUUGGAAAGUUCUGCGAAGCUCGUGACCCGUAUCUGGCGUAUAUAGCAUAUGCGAAGGGCUUUUGUGAUGAUGAACUUAUUGCUAUCACCAACGAGAACUCAAUGUUCAAGCAACAGGCACGGUAUCUCGUCAGGCGACGUCAGCCGGAGUUGUGGGCACAGGUGUUGGUCCCAGACAAUAUGCACCGUCGUCAGUUGAUUGAUCAGAUUAUCGCGACUGCCCUCACCGAGUCUACCGACCCUGAUGAUGUCUCUGUCACUGUCAAGGCGUUCUUGCAAGCAGACUUACCCAUCGAGCUCAUCGAGUUGCUAGAGAAGCUGAUUCUGGAGCCUUCGCCAUUCUCUGACAACCGCAAUCUUCAAAACUUGAUGAUGCUGACUGCGAUUCGCGCCGACAAGGGCAAGGUGGUCGGGUAUAUCGACAAGCUAAAGAACUAUGAUGUUGCCGAGAUUGCCAAGAUUGCCACUGACCACGGCCUCUACGAAGAAGCGUUCUUGAUCUACAAGAAGUAUGAGCAGCAUGCGAUGGCAAUAAACGUGCUCGUUGAACAUGUGGUAUCCCUCGAUCGCGGUGUAGAGUACGCCAUCAAGGUGAACAAGCCAGAGGUCUGGAGCAGGCUUGCGAAAGCGCAACUGGAUGGCUUGCGUAUCAAAGAUGCCAUCGACUCAUACAUCAAGGCAGAAGAUCCGUCGAAUUUCAUGGAGGUCAUCGAGAUUGCCAGUCGCGCAGGCAAGCACGACGAUUUGGUCCGUUACUUACAGAUGGCGCGGAAGUCUCUUCGUGAACCCAAGAUUGAUACUGAGCUGGCAUAUGCGUACGCAAAGACGGAUCGGCUGCACGAUAUGGAGGAUUUCCUCGGUAUGACCAACGUCGCGGAUAUUCUGGAAGUCGGUGAGAAGUGUUUCGAGGACGAACUGUACCAGGCGGCGAAGCUUCUCUUCACGAGCAUCUCGAAUUGGGCACGGCUUGCUACGACACUUAUCUACCUUGGUGAGAAUCAGGCUGCCGUAGAAAGUGCGAGAAAGGCCGGCAAUACACAGGUUUGGAAACAAGUGCAUGCAGCGUGUAUAGAGAAGAGCGAAUUCCGUUUGGCGCAAAUCUGUGGUCUCAAUAUUGUUGUCCAUGCGGAAGAACUCCCUGGUAUUGUGCAAUCAUACGAACGUCGCGGCCAUUUCGAUGAGGUUCUGUCGUUACUGGAGGCAGCUCUAAGUUUGGAGAGAGCACAUAUGGGUAUCUUUACUGAGCUUUCGAUCCUGUACAGCAAGUACAGGCCAGAGAAACUCAUGGAGCACCUGAAGCUUUUCGUAUCUCGCAUUAAUAUUCCAAAGGUCAUCAAAGCCACGGAAAGAGCCCAUCUGUGGCCAGAACUCGUCUUCUUGUAUAUCAAGUACGACGAAUUUGACAAUGCCGCACUAGCUAUGAUUGAACGGUCUUCAGAUGCAUGGGAGCACAACCAAUUCAAGGAUGUCAUCGUUCGGGUUGCCAAUAUUGAGAUCUACUACAAGUCCCUCACGUUUUACCUCCAAGAACAGCCAACAUUGUUGACGGACCUGUUGACCGUUCUGAUACCCCGGAUAGACCACACCCGUGUCGUGCGAAUGUUCCGGCAGAUGGAUCACAUUCCACUCGUUCGCUCCUAUCUCAUCGCCGUGCAGCAUCUGAACAUUGAAGCAGUCAACGACGCUUACAAUGAUCUUCUCAUCGAAGAGGAAGAUUAUAAGACACUGCGUGACUCGAUCGACAGCUUUGAUAACUUCAACAAUGUUGCACUUGCAGGACGGCUGGAGAAACAUGAACUGCUUGAGUUCCGACGACUGGCUGCUCAUUUGUACAAGAAAAACUCCCGCUGGGAAGAGUCGAUAACACUUUCCAAGCAGGAUAAGCUGUACAGGGAUGCUAUCAUCACGGCAGCGACGUCAGCAUUGACAGAGGUUGCCGAGGAUCUGCUGUCAUAUUUCGUCGACAUUGGCAACAAGGAGUGCUUCGCGGCAACACUCUAUGCUUGCUUCGACCUGCUGCGGUCAGAUGUCGUAGAGGAACUCUCAUGGCAGCAUGGUUUGAACGAUUUCUAUAUGCCGUACAAGAUCCAAAUCUCGCGGACGAUGGUAGAAAAGAUGUCCACAUUAGAGAAGCAGGUGCAAGAGUUGUCAAAGAAAGGCUCACAAAAGGAGCAACAAGAAGCGGAAGCACCAAUUAUCAACCCUGGCUUGAUCGGCAAUCGAUUAAUGCUCACAGCAGGAAAUGGAUUCCCUGGUCAAGCACCACCCCCUAUGAUGCCCAACGGCGCGGCUAUGGGCAUGCCUCCGAUGAUGACCGGUUUUGCGAGCUUCUGA
This is a messenger RNA of Fibroporia radiculosa, 5064 nucleotides long. RefSeq lists its product as uncharacterized. The record is from RefSeq and is a predicted model, not a curated record. NCBI's taxonomy places the organism in Eukaryota, Fungi, Basidiomycota, Agaricomycetes, Polyporales, Fibroporiaceae. The transcript has 24 exons. Gene Ontology annotation, biological process: receptor-mediated endocytosis; intracellular protein transport; Golgi to endosome transport. Gene Ontology annotation, molecular function: clathrin light chain binding; structural molecule activity. Bases 1 to 5064 code for a protein of 1687 amino acids. Gene Ontology annotation, cellular component: clathrin complex; clathrin coat of coated pit; actin cortical patch.